AUGAGGGAGUACGUGGUGAUACACCCGCUGACCGCUGCCACUGCCACGAGCGAAGUGCUCAACCCGCGUGAUGCGUUCUACGGCGGUCGAACGGGGAACACUUCCCGAUACUACGAGGUGAAAACGGAUGCAGCGGGCAUCGCGUGCGAGGAAAUACGAUACGUCGAUGUUUGUUCGUUGUAUCUGUUCAUCUGCAAGAAUGGAUGGUUCCCGGUUGGCCACCCGACGAUCUACGUUGGAGAGGAGUGUAAGCUCCUGACAGGGGCGAGGGGUUGCGACAUCACGCGAGUCGAGGGGUUGAUCAAAUGUCGAGUUUUACCGCCACGCAAUCUUUAUCACCCUGCUUUGCCGAGUUUGCGUCAGGGCGAGUGUAGACAUGAUGACGAGGCCGCGCAAGAAUUCGAGGGCACGUGGGUGUCCGUUGAAUUGAAAAAAGCUGUGGAGAUGGGCUAUAAGAUCAAGAGCAUUCGCGAAAUCUGGCAGUAUAUGGUAACAUCUUUUGAUCCGACUACUCGUCAAGGGGGGCAUUUCGCUGACUACAUCGACACCUUCCUCAAAAUUAAGCAAGAGGCAAGCGGCUGGCCUGCUGAAUGCGAGGACGAGUCGGCUCAAAUGCGGUAUCUCGACGAGUACGAACGUGUCGAAGAACCUGGUAAAAACGGAGGUUAUCAAGACGCGACAGCAGCUGCUCGAGUUUUGACCAACCCUGAAGUCGAGGUGUCCGGUUUGCUGCCUGUAAACGACGAUGCUCGGCUGAAGCUCUACUCGUACCUCGAGAAGCUCGAUCGACGCGUUCUCUACUACGAUACCGAUUCAGUGAUUUAUACCCGGAACCACCACCGACCAAACGCGUAUGAACCUCCUACGGGUAACUUCCUUGGCGAUCUAACGGACGAGCUGGAGCCUUAUGGCCGUGUGAGCUUUAUACGGGCUUUUGUCUCUGGGGGGCCAAAGUUCUACGCUUUCAUCGUCAAACGUCCGAAUGGUGAAGAGGUUGAAAUUUGCAAGGUGAAAGAUAUAACGCUGAACCACACGGCGAGCUCGAAAAUUAACUUCGAGGCCAUCAAAGGGAUGGUGGUAGAAGCCGCUGCACCCAUCAAUUUGGAGUAUCGUGCUAUUCGCCGUACGGAACUGCACGCAGUGGUGACUCGCUCCGAGUGCAAAACGUGCAAGCCAGUAUUCGCGAAAAGGCGUUGCUGCGUCGACAGUUUCGACACGCUGCCCUACGGUUACCGCGCUGGGUGA
Messenger RNA from Diprion similis, 1245 nucleotides. RefSeq lists its product as uncharacterized. Lineage: Eukaryota; Metazoa; Arthropoda; Insecta; Hymenoptera; Diprionidae. The record is from RefSeq and is a predicted model, not a curated record. The coding region runs from base 1 to 1245 and encodes 414 amino acids. The transcript is spliced from 4 exons. Gene Ontology annotation, molecular function: DNA binding; nucleotide binding; DNA-directed DNA polymerase activity. Gene Ontology annotation, biological process: DNA replication.